This is a messenger RNA of Paramecium octaurelia, 1503 nucleotides long. Lineage: Eukaryota; Ciliophora; Oligohymenophorea; Peniculida; Parameciidae. The record is from the annotation of a GenBank genome assembly.
GUAAAAAAUGUCAAUAUACUGCAAAUAACAUGCAAAUCAAUACAUAGAAAAUGUAUGCACCCAAUAGGAAUGUUAAUAACAGAAAUUGUUAUGUAAAAUAUGUCUAUAGCAAAACCAUUCUGGGCACAAUUCAAUGCUUGUAUCGAUGUACUUAUAAAAUUACAAAACAAUGUUACAAUAAAAAGUAAACUCUCUUUUGGUAUUAAUUAACGACAUCACUGAAUUAAUAAUCACUUACGAAUAACCCAAUUAAAGCAAUAUUUUUCAUAAAUAAUUCGAAGAAUUCUGGGAAAAGAGAUAAUAUAUAUUCGAUAAUGUUUCAUAGCAAAAACUUAGUGAACUCUCACCCAAAAAAGAACAAAAUUAAAAAUCAAGCAACUCUUAAAAAGCCACCAGCGUAAGUUACAAUCAAAGCUAAUCUAAUCUACUCUAAGCGAUUAGUAAAUCCAAUUAAUAAUCCUAAAUAAUGAUAUCCACAAUCAUUAGAAAAUUAGAACUUGCUACUGGUCAAAUGAUUGAUUUAACUUAAACCAAGUAUGUUAUUUCUCGAUAAAAGAUUGCAAUUUUAAUCUUAAUAGAUUUCAAUUUUUAAUCAAAAUGAUUCAACAUCAGUUAUAUUUGAUAAAGGUACAUGUAUAUCAUUAAGUUCAGGGAUGAACGAAUUUAAUCUGAAAAACUACGUGCGAUCUAUAGAACAAUUUGAGAAAGUGAUUGAGUAGAAAAAGAAUUUUGAAUAGGCUUGGAUCUAUAAAAGUACUAUUGCAAUUCAUAUAUUUUUUCUAGUAUUGUCUUAUGGAGAAUCAAAAUAAAACAAAAAGGCUAUAGAAGAAUGCAAGACGGCUUUAUAGUAUUGUAAAAACUCAACUAAUUUGUGCUUUUUGUAUGGAAUCCUUUUGCAAGAAAAUAAGCAAUAUUAGGAGGCCAAGGCACAAUUUGAUAUUGUUAUUUAAAAUAACGAUAAAAACAUAGAAGCUUUAUAUUAAGCUGGUAUCAGAUUUGUAAAUUUAAGGUGUUUCUUCAUUUGAAUUGGGAUUGUAUGAUAAGGCAGAGGAAUAUUUUCAAAAAAUUUUAAUUCAAACUGAUGAUGAGAAGGCAUAUUUAAUGUAUGGUAAUAUUAAUUAAUUAUUGAAAGGAAGAAUAGUUCUAGAAAAAGAGCUUCAAGAAAAUGCAAUUUUUUGUUUCGAGUAGUGUAUUGCACUCAAUUAGAAAUCUUAAGCUCGCUUCUAUUUAGGUAAAUAAUCAAUAUAUUUCAGCAUUGAUCUAUAUAAAUUUAAAUUAAAUCGACAAAGCUAAGUCUUAUAAUGAUAUUUAUUGUUAAAACUUUUAAGAUGAUAUAAAAGGGAAAUUAUAAAGAGGUUAAAUUUUACUUCUUUAGAAUUAAUAUGAAAAAGCUAUAUAGAUUUUCAAUGAAAUAAAAUAAAAAGAUCCUGCACUUGAAGUCGCGAUUCAAUCAAUAGUAUUGUAUUUUUGUUAAUUUAGAUUAAUUUGUCGAGGCAGAGAUGA